Molecule: messenger RNA, 1854 nt
Organism: Mercurialis annua (annual mercury)
Lineage: Eukaryota; Viridiplantae; Streptophyta; Magnoliopsida; Malpighiales; Euphorbiaceae
Product: putative RING-type E3 ubiquitin transferase C3H69
Exons: 8
Coding region: 206-1276 (356 amino acids)
Biological process (GO): protein polyubiquitination
Molecular function (GO): ubiquitin protein ligase activity; metal ion binding
Source: RefSeq, a predicted model, not a curated record
UAUAUUCGAAAAAAAAUGUUUGAUGGCCCCGAAGAGCACUCACCAACCGCCAAAAAAUGGAAACCCUAAUUAAGAGAAGGGGAUUUUUUUUGAAUUAAAUUGCACAAUUUAAAUUAAUGAUUGCUUAUUUACUUGAUUCUCUCCUCUAAUUUCUCUUCUCUUCUCCUUACAUUUUUAUCGAAACUGGAAUCAAAAAUCAAUCUCGAUGUCCAAGCGGGUACUUUGCAAGUUCUAUGUGCACGGGGCAUGUUUGAAAGGGGAGCAUUGUGAGUUUUCGCAUGACCGGAAAGAUCCGGUGAAUAAUGUUUGUACUUACUAUCAAAAUGGAAUAUGCUCGUAUGGAAGUAGAUGCAGAUAUGAACAUGUCAAAAUUUCUAGGCCGGGUUUUGCUUCAUCUUCGUCUUCGUCGACAAUUCAUUACCAACCCUCCGUACGUCCUGUGAGAACUGGGUUAAGUAGGGGAAAAUCGAGUUCAAAUGCUUCUGGGGAGCUUUCUGCGUCAAGUACUCCUUAUGUUCCUCCCAGUAAGCCAGCAUGGAACUUGGAGUCUGAGCCUAAUAACUUUAUAGAAAAUGAUGAGAUAAUAGAACCUAGGAAUGUCAAGCCAGAAGACCGUCCUCUCUGUUCAUUUGCUGCUGCUGGUAAUUGCCCGCGUGGAGAUAAAUGUCCUCAUGUCCAUGGUGACCUUUGUCCUACUUGUGGGAAAAAUUGCUUGCAUCCUUUUAGACCUGAAGAUAGAGAUGAACAUGUAAAAACAUGUCAGCAGAAGCAAAAGCAUCUCGAGGCAUUAAAAUACAGCCAGGAAAUUGAGUGCUGUGUUUGUCUAGAUCGUGUGCUUUCAAAGUCUACUGUAGCUGAACGGAAGUUUGGGUUGCUAUCUGAAUGUGAUCAUCCAUUUUGUAUUUCAUGUAUUAGGAACUGGCGCAGCAGUUCCCCAACCUCUGGAAUGGAUGUCAAUACUGCAUUGAGGGCCUGCCCAAUAUGUCGCAAAUUGUCAUACUUUGUUGUUCCAAGUGUCAUUUGGUAUUCAUCCAAAGAAGAAAAGCAGGAAAUUAUUGAUAGCUAUAAGGAAAAACUCAGCUCCAUAGAUUGCAAGCAUUUUGACUUUGGGAAUGGGAACUGUCCUUUUGGGAUCAGUUGCUUUUACAAGCAUGCAUUUCGAGAUGGUCGCUUGGAGGAAGUUGCUCUGCGUCAUCUUGGGGAUGAAGAUGGACAGACUGUGAUAGCUAAAGAUAUCAGGCUUUCGGAUUUUCUUGGUAGCUUACAAAUAAUUUGAAUAAAGCUGUUAUUACUGUUGUCCAUCUUCAAAUAUGCAGAUCAUCGGCCAAUAUCAAGAUAUAUGUUUUGUCGUCAACUUGUGAACAGUCUUCAAUUUCCUGUUGUCAAACUCCAGUUUUCGCUAGAGGAUUGCUUGAUGGAGAGACGAUUAACAGGAAGCUAGAAGGCAUGAAGUAAUGUGUAGUAUGUUAAAGUGAAAUAAUAUUCUGAAGAAACCUCGACCCUAUGCCAAAUUUUAAGCAAUUGCCGCCUCAUAAAAAUAAGUUCGAAUAAUAGACGUUUGCUAAAUAUAUUGCUUCCGUUGGAGUAGGAAAGGCAUUCGAAAGGAUACCUGGUUUUCUGCCUAUUUAUCUUCAGUAGUUAACUCCAUUGAUUUGGAUAAAUUUUAUCGGCGAAUUUGGAUAGUACAGAUUCUUUAGAUUUUUGGUAAACCCUGAAACCAGUGAUUGUUUGUAAAAUGAAUAUGAUUAAGAUUGUAGUGUAUAAUAAUGAUAUGGUAGGCAUGUAAUGAAACUCAUACAUUUGUGUCCAUGAUUACAAAGCCAAUGUUUGCAAUUAAGUUUUGAUUGACUGUUA